Messenger RNA from Hippopotamus amphibius kiboko, 1148 nucleotides. Its product is annotated as lys-63-specific deubiquitinase BRCC36-like. Gene Ontology annotation, biological process: double-strand break repair. The transcript has a single exon. NCBI's taxonomy places the organism in Eukaryota, Metazoa, Chordata, Mammalia, Artiodactyla, Hippopotamidae. The record is from RefSeq and is a predicted model, not a curated record. Gene Ontology annotation, cellular component: BRISC complex; BRCA1-A complex. Gene Ontology annotation, molecular function: cysteine-type deubiquitinase activity; polyubiquitin modification-dependent protein binding; metallopeptidase activity. The coding region runs from base 1 to 804 and encodes 267 amino acids.
AUGGCAGUACAGGUGGUGCAGGCGGUUCAUCAGGAGUCGGAUGCUUUCCUAGUUUGUCCCAACCACGCUCUGAGUACAGAGAAGGAGGAGGUGAUGGGGCUGUGCAUAGGGGAGUUGAAUGAUGACCCAAGGAGUGACCCCAAAUUUACAUAUACUGGAACUGAAAUGCGCACAGUUGCUGAAAAGGUUGACACUGUCAGAAUUGUUCACAUUCAUUCUGUCAUCAUCUUGCGAAGUUCCAAUAAGAGGAAGGAUCAAGUGGAAAUUUCUCCAGAGCAGCUGUCUGCAGCCUCGACAGAGGCAGAAAGGUUGGCUGAACUAACUGGUCGCCCCAUGAGAGUUGUGGGCUGGUAUCAUUCCCAUCCCCAUAUAACUGUUUGGCCUUCACACGUCGAUGUUCGUACACAAGCCAUGUACCAGAUGAUGGAUCAGGGCUUUGUAGGACUUAUAUUUUCCUGUUUCAUAGAAGAUAAAAAUACAAAGACUGGACAGGAGCUCUACACUUGCUUUCAAUCUAUACAGGCCCAAAAGAGCUCAGAGUAUGAGAGAAUUGAAAUUCCAGUUCAUAUUGUGCCUCAUGUGGCCAUCAGGAAAGUGUGUCUGGAGUCGGCAGUUGAGCUGCCCAAGAUCCUGUGCCAGGAGGAGCGGGACGCGUACCGGCGGAUCCACAGCCUUACACAUCUGGACUCAGUAACCAAGAUCCAUAAUGGCUCAGUGUUUACCAAGAAUCUGUGCAGUCAGAUGUCAGCAGUCAGCGGGCCUCUACUACAGUGGUUGGAGGACAGACUGGAGCAAAACCAAUAGUAUUUGCAGGAGUUGCAACAAGAAAAGGAAGAGCUUAUGCAAGAACUUUCUUCUCUAGAAUAAAGCAGGAGACAAAAUGGGGAAGGAUGAAAAUAUGCAGGUAUAAAAUUAAGCUAAGUCAAUUUUGAAGAAGAAAAAUUUGGAGGACUCACAUUGCCUGACUUCAAGACUUACUAUAAAGCUACAGUAAUCAAGCCAGUGUAGUAUAUGCCCAGUUAAUUUUGACAAAGGUACAAAGGCAAUGCAACAGAGGAAGGAUAGUCUUUUCAACAAAUGAUGCUGGUGCACUUGGCAAAGAAAAUGAACUUUGACCAAAACUGCACACCUUCUACACAGAUUAACUG